Messenger RNA from Phalaenopsis equestris, 3581 nucleotides. RefSeq names its product putative pentatricopeptide repeat-containing protein At2g02150. The transcript has 5 exons. Bases 191 to 2356 code for a protein of 721 amino acids. NCBI's taxonomy places the organism in Eukaryota, Viridiplantae, Streptophyta, Magnoliopsida, Asparagales, Orchidaceae. Gene Ontology annotation, molecular function: protein binding. The record is from RefSeq and is a predicted model, not a curated record.
GAAUUGAUCAGACACUUAUCAGAAACAAUUUAAGUUCAUUAGGUUAAAACACGCGCACAAGAACCCUAGGCCGUCCAAACCCCUUCUUUCUUCCAUUCUCAUGGAGGAAGAAGAGCGGCUUCCCCUCUUCCCCAUCUAAAAAUCCAACCUUUCCAAUGGCUCCAGUCAAAUCCCGCUCCUAGCCAAGAGAAUGCUCCUUCCCGCCCGCCACCUCUCCGUUGUUAGCUUCUUUCUCACCCGUGUUCGUUGCCUAGUCACUCAAUCGUAUUUAGCUGAAGACCAUAGAAUCCUUGCCGCACUAGCCACCUCCGGUCAUUGGGAAGACCCUCGCCUUUUGUCCAUAUUCUCCUCCUCCCUCGCUCAUGUCAAGGUCUCCAGAGUUCUUAUCGAGCUCAAGGAAGACCCGCGCUUGGCUUUCAGAUUUUUCAUUUGGGCUUCGAAGCGACCGGGAUUCCUCCACUCUGCUGAAUCUUUCUGCGUCACUGCCCAUAUACUCUUCAGCGGAAGAUUGUACUCCGAAGCUCAGCAGGUUCUUCAAGACUUUGUCAGUUCGACUAGCAUGUUAGCAGAAUCUGUGAGUGUAGUUGAGGUACUUCUGGUGGCCGGAAGGAAGUUUGGCGAUCCUGGAUGCGCUUUUAAUCCCGGGCUAUUUGAUACACUUUUUGGCGUGUUAACUAAUAUGGGACUUUUGGAGGAGGCCUACGAGUGCUUUUAUAGGAUGUGGAACAUCCGAGUUUUUCCCAAGUUGAGAUCUUGCAACAAUUUGCUGGAGAGGCUUACGAAAGUAGGCAAGGGGGAAUUGUCAAAGAAGUUUUUUGAUGAUUUGUUCUCUGCUGAUUUCAUUGUUAGCAUAUUUACUUAUAAUAUCAUGAUUGAUUUCUUGUGCAAGGAAGGAGAUAUGAGCGGUGCGAAAGAGCUGCUGUUUAGGAUGAAAGAGAGGGGUUGCUGUCCUGAUGUGGUGACUUUUAAUUCAUUGAUUGAUGGGUAUGGAAAAUGUGGGGAACUUGAAGAGGCUGCAUCACUCCUUGUAGAUAUGAAGGUUAAUGGUUGCAGUCCUGACUUGAUCACCUACAAUUCAAUCAUUAAUUGUUUUUGCAAGUUUGGGAGGCUACAUGGUGCUUUUGCAUACCUCAAUGAGAUGAAGAGGAAUGGGUUGAGGCCCAAUGUUGUUACUUACAGUACUUUCAUUGAUACUUUCUGUAAGGAACAUAUGAUGCAGGAGGCAGCCAAAUUUUUUGUUGACAUGAAGAUGAGAGGACUUAGACCAAAUGAGUUUACAUAUACAUGCCUUAUUGACGGGAAUUGUAAAACCGGAAACCUUAAGGAAGCACAGAUUUUACUAGAUGAAAUGUUGCAGGAUGGUGUAAAGUUAAAUGUUGUUACUUAUACCGUUUUAGUGGACGGGCUAUGUAAAGAUGGGAAGCUCAAGGAGGCUGAAGAAGUUUUCCAGAGAUUGGUGAAGUCUGGAGUGUCUAUGAACCAACUACCAUACACAGCUCUUAUCCAUGCUCAUUUCAAGAACAAAAACAUGCAGAGAGCAGUGAAUCUGAUGAUUGAAAUGAGAGAAAAAGGCUACAAACCUGAUAUAUCAGCAUAUGGCACUGCCAUCUGGGGCCGCUGCACUGAAGGAAAUUUCAGCGAUGUCAAGGCCCUUCUCGAUGAGAUGGAUAACUGUGGAUUAAAACCCAAUAGUGUGAUCUAUACUACUCUUAUGGACGCUAAUUUUAAGGCAGGAAAUAACUCAGAGGCUCUUAGUUUUCUUCACAAGAUGCAAGAGUUGGGCAUCACCCCGACUAAUGUCACAUAUGGUGCCUUAGUAGAUGGGUUAUGCAAGCAAGAGUUAAUUCAUGAAGCUUUCUAUCAUUUUAACAAAAUGAGAGACAUGGGUUUGCAGCCUAAUGUAUUAACUUACACAUCUCUCAUUGAUGGAUUUUGUAAAAGUGAAUGCUUAGAAGAAGCAACUAAGCUCUUUGAAGAAAUGGUUCUCAAUGGAAUGGAUCCAGAUAAAGUUGCUUACACAGCUCUGAUGCAUGGUUAUUUGAAGAGAGGGAACCUACAGGAAGCUUUUGUCUUGAGAGACAAAAUGCUAGCAAGUGGUUUUGAGCUUGAUUUGCAUGCCUACACUUCUUUGAUAUGGGGCUUAUGUAAUCACCAAAAAAUGCAUGAGGCAAGGAACCUGCUUUCCGAUAUGAUCGCUUGUGGAGUUAAACCGGAUGAGGAUGUUUACAAUUGUUUGAUAAGGAAGUACAAUCAAUUAGGUGAUGUGGCUGAGGUGUUGGAACUACAGAAUGACAUGAGAAGGAUGGGCAUAAUCCCCAGAUCCAGUGAUGAUGCUGCACCAUCUGAUCGAGUAUAGCUCAGUUAAAUUUCUAUAGAAUGUGGAUAUCUAACUUACUGUUAUUGUGCCAUUUGAAAAGAUACGUCAGUAGGGAUAUUGAUGUAAUGGCUCUGAUUGGUGAAAUUGUUAAAUAAUGGUGGAAUCAGAGGGCUUCAAGUUAUUAAUGAUGCUUGCCACCUUUACAUUAGGUUUUUGAUGGCUGCUCACAAAUUUGCUUCCUGUAUUGUUGCUUGAAGCUGGUUGAUUCUUCUGAAGGAUACAAGUGAUGGACGAAAUAAGCCCCGCAUUCGGGAUCCGCAUCAUUGUGUUGCAUGCGGAAAGAAGAAGAGAAGAGUGGAGGAGCGAGGCCUUGCGUGCGUGCGUGUGUGCAAGCCGAACUUACGUUCAGAGGAAGGAAAGACCGCGAAAAGGGAAGCUCGUGCAUGCGGGAAGGGGGAGCUUAAGCGCUGGUUAGGAUAAUCGGGUGAUUAGUAAGGAAUCAUCUUGUGCAGCUGUCCCUAAACAGCAACGCUUUGUUCAAAGUUUGCAAAGCUUGAUUUUGAAUCUCUUCCCACAAAAUUCAAAUUCUGUGGUUUUUCCUCACAUACAGAAUUAGCAAUUUUCUUAUCCAUAAUAUAGUUUCCAGAAUCAUGAAAGGAAGAUUCGAAGCAAAUUUGCCAAUCAGCUCUGAAAUACACGUUUCCAUUAAUUACUUCAUGUAAUCAGCCUGAAAUUUCAGUCGAGAGCUACAGAUUGCUUAGACGGAAGAUAUCUUCACCCAAUUCUUUUGCAUGUACCUAUCUCACACCAAAACUUUGAUUUUUACAAACACAGCAAUUUACUUAUGCAGGAAAAUGUGGAUUUUACUGAUCCACACUGUUGAAUAGUAUAGAUUGAGUGCUGUGUUUGUAAAAAUGAAAAUUUUGGUGUAAGAUACGUAAAUGAAUAAGAAUUGGGUGCUGUUUAUGUAAAUUCUCUUGUUUUUUGACAUGAAGCAGAGAUCUUCCAGAUUGAGUUUUCAUGCGAACAGCAGGCUUUCUAGUCAUGUGGUUUUAUCACUAGAACAAUUUUGCUAGUCCAUUUUCAUUCAUGUAUGGGAGUUUUGUAUUCUUUAUGUUCCUUUUUUUAUUUGUUUGUAAUAAUUUAGUGGCCCAUAAAAUUAUACGUCUCUUGGAUUCAAACAGAAAUAUUAUAUCAAGACAAUGGAAAGGAGACUUAGGUUUCUUUUGUGGUAGUUUAUCCGCUGCGGCAGCGUUUUGAAAAC